UGGUCCCCCUCAAAAAAAAAAAAAAUUGUCCUGGUGAGUCGAAGCAACUCAAGCAACCGGCUCCUCUCUCUCUCCGGUCUCCGCGUUUGGUUUGACCAACUCGCUCCCUUUCCCCCGCCGCCAAACCCUAGAUCGCCGCCCGCCAUGGAGAGCUGGGCGACCUGGGUCGGGACCAGCGUGGCCUCCGCCUUCUUCGCCUCCCUCGAGCGCUGCUCCUGCAUCAACCUCUCCACCGACGACGACGAUGACCGCGACGACGAGGAGGAGGCCAAGGACCGGCCCCUCAUCCUCUCCUCCGCGCCCCGCCACGACGACCACGCCGCCGCCUCUAAGCCCACCGACCUCAGCCCCCUCCCCGAGCCCAAGGUCCAGGACCAGAAGCAAGAGCAGCCGCCCCUGCCGCCCGUAUGAAUGGAUCACUUGCUUCUUGUCACCUCACCUCCGGCUAGAUCUUCCCUUUCCUCCUAAGAAGGAAUACUGCUAGUUGUAUACUCUACUAGCUGCUGUGCUGUUAUCUCUCUCGCCUACCCUUCGUUGCCAAAUAAGUCGUGUGCUCUUCUCUUGUGUGCAGUGCAGUGCAAUCCCCGUAUUAUCUGUCCUGUGUCUCCCUUCGUGUGAAUAUAUCUCCUCAUUUGUAGCCCUACCUGUCGUUUCAAUUGACUCAAUAAAUGCAUCAAUUUCCAUCAUGCAA
Molecule: messenger RNA, 691 nt
Organism: Panicum virgatum (switchgrass)
Lineage: Eukaryota; Viridiplantae; Streptophyta; Magnoliopsida; Poales; Poaceae
Exons: 1
Coding region: 145-411 (88 amino acids)
Source: RefSeq, a predicted model, not a curated record